Molecule: messenger RNA, 1188 nt
Organism: Paramuricea clavata
Lineage: Eukaryota; Metazoa; Cnidaria; Anthozoa; Malacalcyonacea; Plexauridae
Source: the annotation of a GenBank genome assembly
AAUCACUUCUUCAUGUCGUCGCUGGAUGCAAGACCUACCUAAAUGAAGGACGUUUCACGUGGCGUCAUGAUUCGGUGCUUAACUUCAUAGCAUCCAUACUUAAAUCUGUGAACCAUUGUAACCUUUAUGCUGACCUUCCUGGCUAUAUCAGUCCAUCUGUUAUCACCGGAGAUGAAUUGCGCCCUGAUCUUUUGAUAACACUUGAAAACAAAUGUAUUUAUAUACUUGAACUUACCGUCGGAUUUGAAUCUAAUCUCCUCACUAAUCGAAAAAGACAAAAAUAUCAAGAUCUAAUUAACGAACAGCUCAAAAAUUAUGAAAAAGUGAAAUUUGUAAAUUUAUCGAUUAGCUCAUUAGGAGUUUUCAGCCACCCGUCGCUAGAUUUCACCGAAAUGCUGAAGGAUCUAAAGUUUGAUGAACAUGUAGAAAGUACUAUGUUCGGAAAAUUAUUAAUAUAUGUAUCAGGUCCUCGUAUUAUAUAUUCUGUAAACGUAACAAAGAAUGGGAUAACCCACAACUAAUGUCAUACUAAUAUUGUUAUUAUGUAGAGCGUUAAUUCAAGUAGACACUGGUAAACUACCUGUAAAGAGAGGUUUAUCAUUGUAGUGUGUAUAUAUAUUAUUGAAAGUAAUAAAGUUUCCAUUAUUAUUACUAUUAUUAAAUUAUUAUUAUUAAAUUAUUAUUAUUAUUAUUAAAUUAUUAUUAUUAUUAUUAUUAUUAUUUAAAAUUUAUAAUCAUAAAAAGAUCAUUAUCAUGAUUCGUUCAAGUUUUGUUGCCAUGUUAUUGACUUGCGUCGUCUGUUCGUUUUGUGAUGAAGACUUCGUCGCGCUCGGUCGCCAUUCGUGGCGUUGUAAACAGCGGAUUAACCAAGCAGAACGAGAUCCCCUUGACGCUACUACAAGACAAGUGCCUGUAAUGCAGUCCCCUAAUGCUCCUGUGUCAAGUCGCACGGUUGUUAAAUGUUGUUGUGGCAAGAUAUGCGGCCUUAAAAUGCAUCAGCGCAGUUGUCAAGUGAUACAUGGCCUUAACGACGAGCUUUGUGCAGAUCUUGAGGAGCAAAUAACUACAGAUAACAGCGAAAAUAUUUCAGAAAAUGAACACAACGGCAAUGAUAUUAAUACAGUUAAUUACGAUAGUUUUCCUGAGCUGAAGAAAGGCAUAAAUCUCCCGAAAAAUGAUUCUGAGUGA